AUGGUUAUGGACGGCCAAGAGUCUCCGGUAUCCGUGGACAACAACAGACCGUCGCCAUUGAAACGCAAAAGAGCCCGCGAGAGAUCCAGGGUGACGCGUGCAUGUGAUCGGUGCAAAAAGAGGAAGAUCAAAUGCAAUGGCAGUCAGCCGUGUGAUUUUUGCUCUAGGGCAAAUAUCAGCUGCACUUUUGACUCCACCUAUGCCAGGGGCCGCAUGCCUCUGAUCCCCCGGGUGUCCGAUGUGGGAACAAGGAGCAUAUCAUUCGCAGUAGAGGAUGAAAUGAUACCUAGCAAGAGUCCUUCGGUCUCGGGGCAGCACCCAGACGCGAUGACAUUCACGGAACCAACGCCGCAACGUCCCAUGGAUUCAAGCAAUCAUGAUCCCUCGUCAAGAUAUCAAGCACCAUCUGCUCUAGCCUACGUGUCCGCAUCAUCACGAAACUCUCCAGAGCCUUCUCAGACUGAUCAGCAAGGCCACUAUAUUGGGCCAGCGUCCGGGGUUUCUUUCCUUCUCAGAGUUCAGAAGCGCCUGGUUCAAGCGAUUUCGUUUUCCCACUCCAGUAGUAUCUUUACCUUCGGUGAUGCUCCUCUCCAUCCUCCAGAAUUUGAUCCUUCUUUUUGUAUGAUGCUCCCUCGAGAUGACGCUCAGCGCCUAGUUGAUCGAUACUUCGAUUUUGCGAUGCCGACCUACCGCUUUCUUCAUCGGCCUACUAUUCAGGAGUGGUUUAAAGAGUUUUAUGAUACUCUUGGGCUAAUGCACGACCAGCAGAGUGCUCCAGCGAAAGUCGCAUUGCUGUUCAUGAUAUUUGCUCAGGGCAGGGUUUACAUGCCUGACAACGAUAGGCCGGGUCCAUCAGAUCUGAGAUUAACCUGGGACAGUGCUCGGUAUUAUCUAGCAGCUGAACAUCAGCUCACAAAGGAAAGGGGCUCGAUACGCCUAACGAGUGUUCAAGCUCGCUUGCUGCAAUGCUAUUAUCUUCUUACUCAAUCUCGUAUUAACCAUUGUUGGAGUCUAUUCGGCACAAUGGCGCAUUUGGGCCUGGCUAUUGGCCUCAACAGAGACCGACAUCCUGAUGCAAUGAAUGGAUUGAGUCGCGUGGAGGCAGAAUGCCGCCGGCGAACAUUCUGGUGUGCAUACACUUUAGAUGCUUACCUGAGUGCUGCCCUCGGCCGGCCGAGGUCUUUUCACGACGAAGACAUCGAUACCGAGCUUCCUGCAUGUGUUGAGGAUGAAGAUCUUGCGACAGAGCAUCUUGACACUUCUGCCGUCAACAGAGGGCAAUCAAUCAUGCUUGCCCCCGUUGCACACAUUAGGAUCGCUCGGAUAAUCAGCAGAAUUUUGCGGGAUCUUUACUCUAUCAAGCCAAUCUCAGCUAGUCGCCGGGUCGUUUUGACGAAACAAAUCUCAGAAGACCUCAGUGCCUGGAGAGCAGAUUUGUCCCGUUUUCUGGAUGCUGACUACUUCAGCACCUCUCUUCUUGUUCCGAUCUACCAGCGUCAACGGAAUGUUCUCAAUCUCACUUAUUGGCAUUCGAUAAUUCUCACCCAUCGAUCCUAUAUUCUCAGAGACCUAAUGCCGUAUCCUCAUCACACUAGAGGUGCGGGCAACAGAGACCGACAGACUGAGGAAAGUGUCCAGCAAUGUUUAAUGGCUGCCAUCAAAACCAUAACGGCAUACUUUGCAUUCACCGCAAGCAUUGUGCUCUACAUCUACGUAAUUCAGCAACGAGCGUCUCCACCAGAGACCUACAGAGAAUACUUGUCGGCUGCUACAAGAUGCCAAUCUCAUAUUUUGGCAAUCGCCGAGAAAGGAUCACUAUCAGAACGUUAUUGUCUAGUUUUGGAGGAGCUACGACUCGAGGUACUGCGCCAAACUGAACGUACACACGUUCCCAUGACAAACCUGGGUGAGAUGAAUAGCAAUCCACAUGAGAACAGCCUCCAAGCAUCGUCCAUUCCCAUGGGUGGCGAUACAAUGACCGCCACAAACUACACAGAUCUAAUGGGCGACCCUCCGAUUGAUUUCAAUGACAUGCCAGCUACUGGCCUCUCCGACUACUCGGGGUGGGGACAAUUUGCUUCCAUGGUUUCGUCAGGACUUGGAAAUCUUGACGCUUUCCUCAAUGACGAUCCUUUCAAGCUCUGA
Molecule: messenger RNA, 2145 nt
Organism: Exophiala aquamarina CBS 119918
Lineage: Eukaryota; Fungi; Ascomycota; Eurotiomycetes; Chaetothyriales; Herpotrichiellaceae
Exons: 5
Coding region: 1-2145 (714 amino acids)
Biological process (GO): positive regulation of transcription by RNA polymerase II; DNA-templated transcription
Cellular component (GO): nucleus
Molecular function (GO): sequence-specific DNA binding; zinc ion binding; DNA-binding transcription factor activity, RNA polymerase II-specific
Source: RefSeq, a predicted model, not a curated record